GAGUCGUUUUCUGAGAAGAGACCAUAUUUGUUCGCAGAGGAAGCUGUUGCUUUCUGGGAUCUGGCUACAACAGAAAGGACAGCGGCUCCAACAAGACUUUUCCAGAGGGUGCCCGGGAGUUGGAAGAGCUGAAGACACCUCCAGACUCUGGAUUUGGGGUUCUCUGUCCAUGGGUGCAGCGCCUGUGCUCAGCUGGUGAGCUUCAUCCUGAGCGAGCAGCCAUGGCAUUCAAGAACGUGCCCUUUCGCUCUGAGGUCCUGAAUUGGGACCCUAACACCCUUGCAGACUAUUUCAAAAAGCUAAACUACAAGGACUGUGAAAAGGUCGUGAGGAAAUAUGACAUCGAUGGGCCACGGUUUCUGAACCUGGCAGAGAACGACAUCCAGAAGUUCCCUAAGCUCCGCGUGCCGAUUCUGAGUAAGUUAAGUCAAGAAAUCAACAAGAAUGAAGAGAGAAGGAGCAUUUUCACACGCAAACCCCAAGUCCAGCGGUUUCCGGAGGAGACAGAGAGCCACGAGGAAGACAACGGAGGCUGGUCAUCCUUUGAAGAAGAUGACUAUGAAAGUCCCAAUGAUGAUGCAGAUGCGGAGGACGACGGUGACUACGAGUCCCCCAACGAAGAGGAAGAGGCACCUGCGGAAGAUGAUGCCGAUUACGAGCCACCACCCUCCAACGAUGAGGAAGCUCUGCAGAACUCCAUCCUGCCUGCCAAGCCUUUGUCCAACCCCAACUCCAUGUACAUAGACCGCCCCCCUACUGGGAAAGUGCAGCAGCCGCCUGUGCCCCCACAAAGGCCGAUGCCCUCCCUCCCUCCUUUGCCCGCGGCCGGCCGGAUUCACCAGCAGCCACUACCCCCACCCCAGCCCAACCACGAGGAGCCUAGCAGAAGUAGAAACCACAAAACGGCCAAGCUCCCUGCUCCUUCUAUAGACAGAAGCACGAAACCAGCCCUAGAUCGUUCAUUAGUUCCAUUUGACAGAGAGCCCUUCACACUAGGAAAGAAGCCAGUGAUUUCUGACAAGCCCUCGGUCCUAGGGGGAAGGCCUCCUGGGGAGCAUUUUCCCAAGAUACAAAAGCCCCCAUUACCGCCAGCCACGGAAAGGCAUGACAGAGGCAGCCCCCUGCCAGGGAAGAAGCCACCCGUGCCAAGGCAUAUGCGGGGACCAGAGAGAAGAGAAAAUGAUGAAGAUGAUGUACAUCAAAGACUUCCGCCCCAGCCAUCACCUCUCCCCAUGACCUCCAACACCUUCCCUUCAAGAUCUACCAAGCCAUCGCCCAAGAACUCCCUCCCAUUAACUCACUCGUCUGGAGCCUUCUCAGAAAGUAACACUAACUUUCCGCAGAGCGCCUCCCUGCCACCAUACUUCUCUCAAGGUCCUGGCAACAGACCACUUCCCAGAAUGGAAGGCAGGAACUUCUCGCCAGUUCCAAGCAAACCUAGACCACAAUCCCCUGGGGAAGAAGAGAAUUCAUUAAAUGAAGACUGGUACGUUUCUUAUAUUACCCGAACAGAGGCAGAAGCAGCUCUUAGAAAGAUAAACCAGGACGGCACUUUCCUGGUUAGAGACAGCUCUAAAAAAACAAUAUCCAAUCCAUACGUUCUCAUGGUGUUGUACAAAGAUAAAGUUUACAACAUCCAAAUCCGUUAUCAGGAGGAAAGCCAAGUUUACUUGUUGGGAACUGGACUCCGAGGGAAAGAGGACUUUCUGUCUGUGUCAGAUAUUAUCGACUACUUCAGAAAGAUGCCGCUUCUGCUUAUUGAUGGGAAAAACCGAGGUUCCAGAUACCAGUGCACGUUAACGUACUCUGCAGGUUAUCCCUAGCAAGUUAGCCAAGCAAGCGAACCUUCCUCCUGCCUCUGUCCCAGCAUGGGAAGAUCAGUCAACCUUGGUGAACGGUCAGACCCUUAGGGCUGAAUUGAACCCCUUCAACACGAACAUAAGGGUUUUGUCCUUUCACUUAUGAAAAUGUUUGGAAUGAAGACUGUCAAAUAUCCUAUAAUUUAUUUAUUUUUCUUCAAUGUUUGUAAAGUGCAUGAGUAAUAAUGUUCACACUUGAAGUCUAACAGUGCACUGUAAUGAUUCAUUUGAAAAACAUGUGUAUUUUUGAAUACCCAUGUCCAGGUAUCGUAGUUUGCACACCUAUAGAAACAAUUUGGGGCAACAAUUUAGAAACACUGAAAUGGUAACAAAUUUUGGUAACACAUGAAACUGAUUUUUUAACUAGCCAAUCCUUUGUCAGUCAAAGGCAAUCAUCAAUUUUAUAUGUAUAAUUUGAAAUUACUAAAAUUCAGUUUCUUGGCAGCAAUAAUUUAAGAAGCUUCAAAAGAUUUCAUCCUUUCUUAUUUCAUGUUUUUGCUGGAGGGUGGGGAUUUUUUGUAUACUUUUUUAUGAAAAAGAUAAAUGCAUGCUGGAAUAACUUCCUGGAAUUAAAAUUCAUUUGCCUUCUGCUUCA
Bubalus bubalis (water buffalo) is the source of this 2454-nucleotide messenger RNA. RefSeq names its product lymphocyte cytosolic protein 2 (gene LCP2). Gene Ontology annotation, biological process: intracellular signal transduction; cell surface receptor protein tyrosine kinase signaling pathway. Lineage: Eukaryota; Metazoa; Chordata; Mammalia; Artiodactyla; Bovidae. Gene Ontology annotation, molecular function: protein binding. The record is from RefSeq and is a predicted model, not a curated record. The transcript has 21 exons. The coding region runs from base 222 to 1823 and encodes 533 amino acids.